UAAGAGAAGCCCCAAAGCACCUUGCAUUCAUCCUUGGUGGCCUUUCCUUUGUAAUCGCAGUCGGAUUAUUAAUUGCCUGCCUUUCUUGGAAGAGAAUAAAGACAAAGCCCGUGGAAGAACGGACAGUUGUUUCUCGUCAGCCAGACAGCAAAGACGCAGCACAGUAUGCGG
Messenger RNA from Candidula unifasciata, 171 nucleotides. Lineage: Eukaryota; Metazoa; Mollusca; Gastropoda; Stylommatophora; Geomitridae. The record is from the annotation of a GenBank genome assembly.